ACAGAGCACACUUUUUCUUUGGAUGGUGAGCAACCCUAUGAUAGCUCUGGCCCAGAGCUGCUGUCCGUCAUGCCAUCAGAAAACACUCCCCUUAAUGGGCAAGGCGGCGACAUGGAGGAAUGGCAUACCAGAUUCAGAGCCUUCAGCGGCUCAGACUGUUCAGACCCCAUCCAGGAUCUGCGGACACUUGUCGAGCUGUGUCACAGAUGGCUGAGGCCAGAUCUCCACACGAAGGAGCAGAUCAUGGACCUGCUGGUGCUGGAACAGUUCAUGAUCUCCAUGCCCCAGGACCUCCAGGUCUUAGUCAAGGAAAGCGGCGUGAGGAGCUGCAGGCAGCUGGAAGCGGUGCUGAGACGCCACAGGGAGCCCAAGCAGUGGACUGUGGUCGUCUUGAAUGGACAGGAAUUUCUUCAGCGGAAUUCCGAUGUGCAGAUGGUCGAAGUGGAGCCCAGCGAUAUGAAUGAUGCGAUCGACUUAACUCUCCAGCACCCGUCUUCUGUGAGCGAGAUCCAUCCCGAGGGAAGCCAGCAGAUGAACCAAACUGUGCAGGACCCAACGAGGGGACCGGGAGAGGAAGCCCUGCCAGCGAUCGUUCCUGCAAGCAGAGACCCACAGGGGCUGAGCCCCAAGCCAGACUUUCAAGAGGAGGACGUGAGGGCAGACAGACAAGAGGCGACAGCAGUGGAACCGGCAGAGCUGUACCUUCCGGAGGGUCCCGAUUUUGGUUGUGCAGAGGAUGGGGAGAGCCCCCAAGAAGAACUUCCUGUUGAAAACACGCACGCCGACCCAUCUUCCACCCCAGUUUUGGAGGGAGAAGCUUCAACACCACGUCCAAGACAUUCCAGAAAGCGACGGAACAGCAGCCCCACCUCGUCAAGGGAGCAAGGAGGAGCCACCCAGUCUGAAAGCGGAGAAAUCCCAAGACAGGUUGGAGUGAAUCCAUCUGAUGCACCCAGCGCUACAAAACCAGUCAGUUCUGCUCGCCAAAAUGCAGCACUGUAUCAGUGCUCUGACUGCCCCAAGAGCUUUAACUACAGGUCUCAGUUUGUCAUACACCAGAGGACACACACGGGAGAGAGGCCUUACCAGUGUGAGUCCUGUAAGAAGGGCUUCAUGCAGGCCUCAGACCUUCGAGUCCACCAGCGGAUCCACAGCGGCGAGAAGCCCUACAUGUGUGAAGUCUGCAGCCACAGGUUCACUCACGAGGCCAGCCUGCUCACUCACAGGCGGAUCCACACCAACGAGCGGCCGUACAAAUGUCAGUACUGCGACAAGUGCUUCAGCCACAAGGGGAACCUGAACGUCCACCAACGCAUCCACACCAACACGAAGCCCUACCGGUGUGACACGUGUGGCCACACCUUCCGGCAGCUGGGGACUUUCAAGCGCCACACGAAGAUCCAUUUGAAAGCAGAGUCCCAGGAAUCCGGUCUUGGGCCUCAAAGCCAAUGAUAAAAUGGUGUGAUGUGAGCUUAUGGCACACAGCAGAAGCUGUGUGAAGUGUUAGUCUCAGGCCGGCGCCGCGGCUCACUAGGCUAAUCCUCCGCCUUGCGGCGCCGGCACACCGGGUUCUAGUCCCGGUUGGGGCGCCGGAUUCUGUCCCGGUUGCCCCUCUUCCAGGCCGGCUCUCUGCUGUGGCCCGGGAGUGCAGUGGAGGAUGGUCCAAGUGCUUGGGUCCUGCACCCCAUGGGAGACCAGGAUAAGUACCUGGAUCCUGCCAUCGGAUC
Molecule: messenger RNA, 1727 nt
Organism: Oryctolagus cuniculus (rabbit)
Lineage: Eukaryota; Metazoa; Chordata; Mammalia; Lagomorpha; Leporidae
Source: RefSeq, a predicted model, not a curated record